UUGAUCCAGCUCAGCCGCUGGGUGUUUGCAGCAGCUCUUUCCCUAAGUCCAGCCAUCUGUUACCUGCCUUGCUUCCUGGGGAGAGAGAGUCCACCUCGGGCCGCCCCGGAGAUCCGGCGAGUGUGCUCGCAGGAGUCUGGGGGGUGCUGUGGGCCCCGGCAGUGACCGCCUCCUAGGGAGCCUCCACACCCGGAUGCCAGCCGUGUGAGGCGGAGGGACAGGCCUUCUUGCCCCCUCCCGGGCUGGACGAGGAAGAGCGCACAGGGGAGGGCUGGGCAUGUCUGAGACAUCGUCCUGCCCUGCCGGCCAGGAGCCCCCUGCCCCAGGCUGCAGGCUGGGGGCCUUGUACUGGGCCUGUGUCUGCAAUGACCCCGUCCAGCUCCAAGCCACGUUGGAUGGUGGGGUCUCCCCAGAAGAGGCCACCCAGGUGGAUGGAAACGGGAGGACAGGUCUCAUGGUUGCCUGCUACCGUGGCUUCCAGAGUGUGGUGGCUCUGCUCAGCCGCUGCCCUUUCCUCGAUGUGAACCAGCAGGAUAAAGAAGGGGACACAGCCCUCAUGCUGGCUGCCCAAGCAGGCCAUGUGCCUCUGGUGAGUCUCCUGCUCAACUACUAUCCGGGCCUGGACCUGGAGCGCCGAGACCAGCGGGGACUAACAGCACUGAUGAAGGCCGCCGUGCGGAACCGUUCGGAAUGCGUGGCUGCCCUCCUCAUGGCAGGUGCUGACCUGACAGCGGUGGAUCCUGUUCGGGGCAAGACAGCCCUAGAGUGGGCACUGCUGACUGACAGCUUUGACACCGUGCAGAGGAUCCGGAUGCUACUGCGGCGCCCCCAAAUAGAGCAGCUGAGCCAGCAUUACCAACCCGAGUGGCCAGCCUUGCCUGGGCUUGUGGCUCAGGCCCAGGCCCAGGCCCAGGCCACCCCAUCUCUCCUAGAGCGACUGCAGGCCACCUUGAGCCUCCCCUUUGCCCAGUCUCCUCAGGAGGGUGGUGUCCUGGACCACUUCGUGACCAUCACGACCAGCCUGGCCAGUCCCUUCCUCACCACGGCCUGCCACACCCUGUGCCCUGAGCAGCCACCUGCGCUGGGCACCCGCAGCAAGUCUGUGCCAGAGCUGCUAGGCACUGCCCCGCCCCCUCCCCCAGUCCCUCAGCCCCCCCAGGUAGUCCCUGGCUCCCGGGUCCUCAUCCCCUACCAGAGCCGUCAGGGCAUGCUGAGUAUGUGCCCUCAGUGGCUACAGCCCAGGGACAGUAGCAGCCCCAGGCCCCAAGCCCCCAAGAUCCGCCUCUCCAAGGCAUCGUCAUCUCCCACACAGUACAAGCUGGAGCCCAGGCCUCGAGAGAAUCGAAGCCUAGCCCUUCCUGUCUGGAGAUACCAGGAGCUCAGGAUAGAGAGGAGGAGGCAGGAGGAGGAGGCUAGGUGGGCACAGAAUUAGGGGAAGAUGGGCUAAGGCCAGGCUGGGAGCCCGUAAUCAGGUCUCUCCCUAAGGCUCCUUCGCCCUCGAGAGUCCUUUUGCUUUCCCAUCCAUCUCUGUACAAAUGAUUCUACGCUAACCUCCUUAGGAGGUUAUUCAUACAGCAUUGUUUGCAAUCGUUAAGAGUGAAAACAACCUAAGCAUCCAUCAACUUAGCUAGGGGACUAGCUAAGUUGAUUAUGGGUGUGAUUACCGUACAUCCAUAUGAUGUAUUCUAUACAGUGGUAAAACAAGAUUAAGGAAGCUCUUUAUGUUCUGAUACGAAACUAUCUUCAAGAUGUAUUAAGCAUAAAUAAUCAAGGAGUGGAACAGCGUGUAUGGCAUGCUACUAUUUGUCAAAGUAAAAUUUGCACCAAGAUAAACUUGACUAAUACAAACAUAUAGUGAGUACCAGGAUGUAUUUAACUACGUAGUGAAUGAAGGAUUGAAGGAGGGAAAGGAAAAACCAUUACUGACAGUGGAGAGAAGAAUGCUUGAAUGAGAUUGGAAAGGUAGGUACAAAAAAGUUUAAUUCCUACCCGGCAAUAAAACCAUCACUUUUGGGGCGCCUGG
Molecule: messenger RNA, 2023 nt
Organism: Callorhinus ursinus (northern fur seal)
Lineage: Eukaryota; Metazoa; Chordata; Mammalia; Carnivora; Otariidae
Gene: ANKRD33
Product: ankyrin repeat domain 33
Molecular function (GO): protein binding
Source: RefSeq, a predicted model, not a curated record